GAGCAUCAUCGUAAUAUCUUUUAAUCUUUUUUGGAUUUUAUAUUUUAUGCAGUUAUGCAGGAAUUGUGCUUAGUAAUCCACAUAAUGCACAGCAAAUUUUUUUGAGGGAAGAGAGAUCGAGCACAAAACAGAAUCCUAUUGUCAAAUUUGAUUGGCCCAAUUUGUUGGAAUAUCAAUUCCUCGUGGUUGCAUCAAUUGAAACGAAAGCCACAUUAGCUACGAUAACAACUCGUGGGCAGAGGAGAUUUCUGAUAUUGCCCCGCCGAAGAUAAAUUUAUACCCGCGGGAUUCGUUAUAGAGCAUCAAGUAGCACAGUCUACAAAAAUGGCAUUCAGCUUCGGGUUCUCUGGCGACGAUAUCGAUAUCGAUGACUCGGAGAUUGAGCAGCCUGUCCAAGGGCAUUCGAUUUCUGCACCGGCUGAGAAUGACCUUCCCACGCCAGUAGAGGCGAAGAGACAUGAAAUGGGAGAAUGGAUCCCAACUCUCCCAUCUCAAAUAUCAUACAACAAGCUUCAGCUCGGUGUAGCCAAAGCUGACAAUGAGCAAAAUGAUUUGACCAUUGCCCGUCGUGAAGUCUUUGACAUCCGUACCCAGCUCAUGGCAGAAGACAGCGAACAGGAUAAUGAGGAGCUGAUCUCCGGGCUUGAGCAUGGUGAUCUUAAGCCGAACUUCUAUGAAGGAGGUUUCAAGACAUGGGAGUGUUCGAUGGAUUUGGCAAAGCGGGUCGUGGGUGACUAUGCUGUUGGUGAUGUCGAUGGCGAUUGUCAUGUUAUCGAGCUCGGUGCCGGAACGGCAGUACCAUGUCUGGCGCUGUUUGCGCAGCUUCUCUCCCAGCCAGAGGAGUCGACACAACAGCGAAGGACUCACUUCACAUUUGCGGAUUAUAACGCUGUUGUCCUCCGUCUGGUCACACUACCCAAUCUUCUCCUUACUUGGAGCCAGCACCGUGAGAAGCAGUCAGCGCCGGCAGACGCCCUAUCAUCAGAACAGCAAGAGCAAGAGCAAGAACAAGAAGAGGAAGAGGAAGAGGAAGAGGAAGAAGAAGAGGAGUUGGAUGUCACUCCGGAACUAAUGGAAGAAUUCCAACAGGACUUGGCUAAACGCGGAAUCACCAUCGACUUCAUCUCCGGUGCUUGGUCGCCUGCUUUUGUUGACUUGGCUUUCUCUCAUUCACCUAGUGUGAACUAUAGGACACUGGUCCUUGCUAGUGAGACGAUUUACUCGCCAUUGUCGCUGGGUGCGUUCACUGAGACCUUGCUCGCACUGUUACGGAGGUCUGGAACGUCUGAGAGUAAGAGCAAGGCUCUCAUUGCGGCUAAGAAGGUUUAUUUCGGAGUUGGGGGUGGGGUGGAUGAGUUCCUUGCGGUUCUGAGGAAUACUAGCGGAGAUGAAAUGGAUGUGAAGGAAUUGGUGGAUGUCAAGUCGGAAGGCGUGGGCAGGGUAGUGCUUGAGGUUACAAAGGCUGGGGGUAUAAAGACAUAGACAGGGUAUGUUUAGUGUCCGUUUCGUCUCGCU
This is a messenger RNA of Aspergillus glaucus CBS 516.65, 1515 nucleotides long. RefSeq names its product protein-histidine N-methyltransferase. The transcript has 3 exons. Gene Ontology annotation, biological process: peptidyl-histidine methylation, to form tele-methylhistidine. Lineage: Eukaryota; Fungi; Ascomycota; Eurotiomycetes; Eurotiales; Aspergillaceae. Gene Ontology annotation, molecular function: protein-L-histidine N-tele-methyltransferase activity. Bases 325 to 1482 code for a protein of 385 amino acids. The record is from RefSeq and is a predicted model, not a curated record.